Molecule: messenger RNA, 420 nt
Organism: Zasmidium cellare ATCC 36951
Lineage: Eukaryota; Fungi; Ascomycota; Dothideomycetes; Mycosphaerellales; Mycosphaerellaceae
Exons: 4
Coding region: 1-420 (139 amino acids)
Biological process (GO): transcription elongation by RNA polymerase II
Cellular component (GO): transcription elongation factor complex
Molecular function (GO): RNA polymerase II complex binding
Source: RefSeq, a predicted model, not a curated record
AUGGGCAAACGCAAGAAGAGCUCGCGCGGUCCUCAAGGCCCCAAGAAGCGCGACCCCCUCCCCACCUCCUUCAAGUGCGUCUUCUGCAACAGCGAAACCUCCGUCACGGUCAAGAUCGAUAAGAAAGCGGGCGUCGGAAACUUGAGCUGCAAGUCGUGUGGCCAGAACUACCAGUGUGGUGUCAACUAUCUCUCACAGCCUGUCGAUGUUUACGCCGACUGGGUCGAUGCCUGCGAAGCUGUCGCGAACGAGACCGCUGGAACCAGCAGCGCAGCCCCUGCCUCCUCUUACCGCCAGUCGCAGCCUCAAGUUUCGUCGCGAGCUGGCCUGGCGCCUGGUGAGAAGUACACCGCGGAAGAUGACGGAUUCAUAGAUGAUGAUGAGGCGGAUGGAGAGGCGGACUAUGCAGACGAAGAUUGA